AACGGUAUCAGUGCUUACUUAGUGUUUAAGCAAAGCGGACGCAGAAGUCGAUCAGUUGCCAGCUAUGAAGGUAUUCGUUGCUCUUGCUGCCCUCUGCGCUGCUGCCCAGGCCGGUCUCGUUGGCCACGCCGCACUCUCUACCGGUUCGUCGGUGUCGUCGCGCGCCGAGGACGGCCUUGGCAACUACAAAUUCGUCUACGAUGAGAAGCACGCGACUGGUGGAAGCUUCCGUUCGGAGGCUGGCAACAAGCUCGGCGUGGCCGGGUCGUAUGGUCUCGUUGACAUUGACGGCCGUUCCCGUGUCGUGAACUAUGUCGCUGACGGUCUUGGUUUCCGCGCUUCGAUCAAAACCAAUGAACCCGGAACGGCCCCUGCUGCUGCUGCUGCUACCUCGAUUAUUACACCUGGAGCUGCUGCUAUCACCAAGACCGUUGCAGCUGCGCCAAUUGCUUCGUAUGCCGCACCCGUUGCCGCUAUUGGACACGGUUUCGCUCUUGGACACGGAGCCGGUCUUGGAUACGGCUACCAUUAAGUAGGACUGUCAAUACACGCUUAAUGACGAUGUGAACAACAGGACAGCUGACGACAAACAGCGAAUCAAUUCUGUACGAAAUAGGGGAGGGUUUAUACAUCCUUCAGCCUAUCACUACUGAACUAAAGAUAAAUAUAUGUGUAUCAUAGGUCGACAGAAAAAUGUCGUGAAAUAAACGUGGUCAUCUGCACGUGUUCUGUUUAACAUUUUGGCCUGCAACUGACACUAACACGCCAAAGAAGAACCUAAAACGAGACUGAUCAAUAAUUUUCCGAUGUUCCGGCAUUAAACCCGCAUCGAACAUAAUCGUCCUGCACGAACCUCCUUUCUAGUGAAUCAACUAUAUAGUUCGUGAUUUAUACGUUAUUUUAUACAGUUGACAUUUCUACUUGACAUCGGUUGUUCUUUUAUAGUGAAUAGAAAUAAAAGGUAUUACUACUGUUACCUGUUUAAAAUGUACCAAA
Molecule: messenger RNA, 996 nt
Organism: Varroa destructor (honeybee mite)
Lineage: Eukaryota; Metazoa; Arthropoda; Arachnida; Mesostigmata; Varroidae
Product: adult-specific rigid cuticular protein 15.7-like
Cellular component (GO): chitin-based extracellular matrix
Molecular function (GO): structural constituent of chitin-based larval cuticle
Source: RefSeq, a predicted model, not a curated record